AUGGCCCGGGACAGGGGCCAAGGGGAGCUCAAGCCCCUGUUGGGGCGGGAGGCAUCGCUGGAUGGGAGCCUCUGGUCUGCAUUCAAGGGCCGGAAGGCAGCCUGCGCAGCUGUGCUGCUGGUGGAGAUCCUAGAGAGGGCUGCAUUCUUCGGCAUCGUCUCCAACCUCGUCCUCUACCUCAACAGCAGCAACUUCAACUGGGGGGGUUUGCAGGCGUCACGGGCUGCCCUGCUUUUCCUUGGUGCCUCCUACCUGCUCUCGCCCAUUGGCGGUUGGUUGGCCGAUGUCUACCUGGGUCGCUACUGGACCAUCAUUCUCAGUUUCCUGCUCUACCUGGGGGCCGCCUGCCUGCUGCCUGUCACAGCCGUGAAGGAUGGGCGCCUCUCACUCUGUGGGGAGAUGUCGAGCUCCCACAUUAAUCCCUCCUGCAAGAACCACAGCGGGGAUUGUCCUCAACAGACGCCCAGCCAGUACUGUGCACCCACAAUAUACAUUGGCCUCCUGGUGCUAGCGCUGGGUGUCAGCUCCAUCAAGGCCAACCUCACGCCCUUCGGUGCUGACCAGGUGACAGAUCGCGGCCGGGAGGCUACACGGCGCUUCUUCAACUGGUUCUACUGGAGCAUCAACAUCGGAGCGGUGAUCUCUUUGCUGGUUGUGGCCUUUGUCCAGCAAAAUAUCAGUUUUCUCAUUGGCUAUGCCAUCCCUGCUUCCUGCGUGGCCCUUGCCCUCUUCAUCUUCCUCCUGGCCUCUCCCACCUUUGUCACCAAGCCGCCCACAGGCAGCCAGGUCUCUGUCUUGCUCCAACUGGCCUGCCAGAGCAGCUGCUGCAGACGUGUCCCCCGGAUCAGAGGCACUUGCACCAGGGUGGGCUUCCACCGGCCACAUGCAAAAUCUGCGAGUUCUCUUGCUGGGGAUAAACCACAGCCUGGGGCCUCUUCCUAUGAAGAGGAUGUUGCCAACUUCCAAGUAAUGAUGAAGCUCCUGCCGGUGCUACUGACCUUCAUCCCUUACUGGAUGGUUUACUUCCAGAUGCAGUCAACCUACUACCUGCAGGGCCUGCAUCUCUUCGUCCCCAACAUCUUCCAGGACAGCCAGACCAAUGGCAGUGUCCUUCCUACCAACACUACCAGCAGCUAUACGUUCCCAGAUGCCUGGCUUCUGUUAGCCAAUGUGGUAGUCCUACUGGCCCUGGUCCCACUGAAGGAUCGAGUCAUUGACCCGUUCCUGAUGAGGAGGAAGUUACUGCCCUCGGCGCUUAAGAGGAUGGCCCUGGGCAUGUUCUUCGGCUUCGCCUCCAUCAUCACAGCAGGUGUCCUGGAAACAGAGAGACUGUGGUACGUGACCCACAACCAGACCAUCUCGCAGCGUAUUGGGAAGGAUGAGUACUUUGCUGCCCCACUUCCCAUCUGGUGGCAGAUUCCCCAGUACUUGCUCAUUGGAGUCAGCGAGAUCUUUGCCAGCAUUCCAGGCUUGGAAUUUGCCUACUCUGAGGCCCCCAAGUCCAUGCAAGGAGCCAUCAUGGGACUCUUCUUCUUCAUUUCUGGUGUGGGCUCACUCCUGGGAUCUGGGCUUCUGACUCUCCUCUCAGUGUCCUCACAGGGCUGGAUGCACUGCCCUGAAGACUAUGGGAACAUUAACCAUUGCCAUAUGGAUUAUUACUUCUUCCUGCUGGCCGGGAUCCAGAUGGUGACCUGCAUGCUCUUUGUCUGGAUCUCCAGCCGUUAUGAGAAGCAGCAGCAGCGGGAGCGGGAGCAGGAGCAGGAACCUGACUUCUGCCAUCUCUGCAUUGGGCAUGAAGAGGACUAACAUGCCCACAAACCAAAUCCUAGGCUCUAGGGGAUGUAGCACCGCUUCCACUUUCCCCUUCCCACUCACCAGCUCUCUUGGUUUGGGCUGGUGGAUGGAAUGUCACCCUCAUGGUCUAGCUAGUUCAGCCCAGCCAUUUUAGGGUUGGAGGAAAGGAAAGGGAUGUACCUUGCCAGGACAGUGGGGUAUAUCACCAGUAACGCAUGCAGAGGGGGCAGGGAUGGAGCCUAUCGGGAAAUGCUUCUCCGUUCCUUCCCAGUCUGUAGGACCUUGCACCACAUAUCCAGAAUCCUCCUUGUGUCCCAGGGAUGCCCUAUCCUGCUUGGACUUAGCUACCCAACAGGCUCAGAAGCUGUAGAGCACCCUAGAUGACCUUGCUGGGAUGGGCACUUGUAAGGGGCUGGUCAGCUAGGAGAAAGAACUGGCCAUGCAGGAAAUGUGGUAAUAAUUCCCAGAGACCAGGAAAGCUGGACCCUUCCUGUACAAAGGGUCAUGCAAGGAGACAAACCCUUUGUGGCCCCAGCCUAAGUUCUCAAGGAGACCAUGAUGGGACCUGAUCUGGGAGAGAAUCUGCUGGUGCCACCUACAGGUGGUAAUGGAGAAUCACAGUCAAUUGUAUCAUGCUACAUGGGGUGUGAUGGGAGAAGAUAGUGACCAGGGUUUUGCCCCGUUCUUUUUAGGUGGGUUAUUCCAAACAGAGAGGUGGUCAAUAUGGGAUGUUGUAGUCUUAGAGCUUUAAUUGAUUAUCUCUGUUUAGAAAAACAUGUUUAAAGUCACCCUAACAUGGAGGCAAAUGCAGACUAAAAUUGGGGCACAUCAAAUAGGACUUAAAUGCCCAGCUUGAGAUAGCCUGUGCUUUUAUAAGAAAAGAACAACGACUGACAACAUACAUCAGAACUCAGCACACUGGAAUGCUUUGCACUGUUAGGUUUUUUUAAACUGUAAUGGGAUUGAUGCAAGCAAGCAAAUAAAGCUUCCCCUUCAGUGUUCAUGGCCUGAAGCAUGGCAAGAGAAGAGAUCCUGAAGGGAACUGCACUAUUCAUUGCUGGGAUUACUACACCUUAUGUUAAGGUUCUGCAACUUAGAUAUCCAGCAGAGAUCAGAGCCCCUGUAUCCCAGGUAGAGGCAUAACUGGGCAGUUCUGUGCCCUGUAUGGCAGUGGCUGGGCCUGUAGCGCACCCACUGCUGUUUUUGCCUCUUCCCUCUGCCUCCUGAAGUCAGUGACUGGGGCUGGUGCCUUGGUCGCCCCCCUUAGUUAAACUACUGAUGCUAUUGAUGCUAUGGGCUUUAAGUAGAGGACAGUCCCUGCCCACAGGCUGGACUUCAAAUCCUGCAGAGCACAUUGAGCACAGUGGUCUGCUCAUGUCCAAUCAGUCUCUAGAUUUGGCCAGUGUAGGUCCAGGAUAGAAGGAAAACUUGUCACAUCCAUUUUACAGAUGAGGAAUUGAAUGGCAGAGAUUAAAUCUUCCUGUUCCAGCCCAGAAGCAUAAGGGCCCAGAUCCUUAAGGGUAUGACGUGCCUAACUCAUAGUUUAAGCAAAGGUACAUUGUUAGGCAUGAGUUUGUUUGCAUGAUCUGAUGGAGUGAUUUGUCUAAGGCAGUGGUUCUCAACCUUUGGUACCUUAUGUACCACCUGCCGAUUGACACAGCAAAAGCGAAACCAGAAGUCCCACCGCGAUGCUGCCGGUUUUGCCACUGUGGGCGUCAGCUGGAAUUUCCAGCCUGAGCAGGCAAAGACCCAAAAGCAGCACCCACGUACCCCCUGCCUGUGUCUUUUGUACCCCCAGGGGUAUGCAUACCAUGGGUUGAGAAACACUGGUCUAAGGUCAUACAGGAAUUUGUGUCAGAGGUGUGGAUGGAGUCCAGGUCUCUGGAGACUCACUUUAGGGCUGUUACCACUGUUCCACCCUCCUCCUUGCUCUCAUGCCUAUACCUAAGCAGAGAGUAGUGCCAGGAAAAAAAGCCCCCAGUACUGGAAAAAAUAAAUACGUGGUCCAUAUUC
This is a messenger RNA of Alligator sinensis (Chinese alligator), 3807 nucleotides long. RefSeq names its product solute carrier family 15 member 3 (gene SLC15A3). Lineage: Eukaryota; Metazoa; Chordata; Crocodylia; Alligatoridae. The record is from RefSeq and is a predicted model, not a curated record. Gene Ontology annotation, cellular component: lysosomal membrane. Gene Ontology annotation, biological process: transmembrane transport. Gene Ontology annotation, molecular function: transmembrane transporter activity. The transcript is spliced from 8 exons. Bases 1 to 1806 code for a protein of 601 amino acids.